Molecule: messenger RNA, 2394 nt
Organism: Branchiostoma floridae (Florida lancelet)
Lineage: Eukaryota; Metazoa; Chordata; Leptocardii; Amphioxiformes; Branchiostomatidae
Exons: 5
Coding region: 1-1758 (585 amino acids)
Biological process (GO): toll-like receptor signaling pathway; immune response
Cellular component (GO): membrane
Molecular function (GO): transmembrane signaling receptor activity
Source: RefSeq, a predicted model, not a curated record
AUGAACAUUCCCGAUAACACCCCCAAUACUGAGUCGCGUUGCCUACGAGCGGAAAGCGGAAGUAAAGUUGUAACGGUGCCACUGGCUGUGGUGUCGCAAACAUCUGCUCAAGGGCAGGCUGGGGACAAAGAGCCAAAGGAUAAAAUCUUAGAGCGAAUCCUAGAACUAGAGCGGGAACUGUUUACUGUAGACGUGUUUAAUGAUCCGGUACGCUACAGAAAAGUACGAAAACUCUUUAAGAAACACAAGGCUCUGUUAAAGAGGGCUCUUAAGGGAUCUGUCAUCCUCCUCCUGACGUUCCUACGCCAGACUGAUAUGGACAGGUUCUACCACAACCACUACAGGGUUGGGGAGGGCAGCCUGUCUCAACAACUCUCACACAUCCUCAUCUCAGAACACCUACAGGACAAGGUCAAGGGUGCACAGCUGAUCGUGAGGCUCCAGGUGAAGCAUGAAGACUAUCUGCGGGUUCGAGGCAGACUGGGACAAGGAUUGGACCGUACCACUUCUGUUGACAACUUGCUGACCCUCCCACCCCCCAACAGACAAGUGGACCAUUCCAGCCUGAGAGCCUUAGACCUGGCCGUGGUUGGUAGAGAGGACCAGUCCUGUGCAGAGGGACGUGAUCACAACUCAACACCGAAGUUCCGAGUCAGACAGAUGCAGGCAGUUGUGAGAACAGGUAGGGAGAAAGCAGAAGGACUGGCUAGGCAGCUGCAAGAGCUUCAGAUCAAGCAGGGACUGACACAGACAGCCAGAGAAGAGACAGAAGCCACAGAAUACCUUCUGAGCAAGGAGGUAAUCAGGAGGACAGAGCAGAAGGAGAAAGCAGGGAAAAUCCUAGAACAGAAGCUAGAAAUUCAGCAUCUAAAAGAAACCAACAAUAGCAUGGCAGCUACAAUAGUGGAACUUACAGCUGAGAACACAAGGAUUUCCAAUCGACUUGCAGACAUUCCUAAACUCUGUGAAGAAGUCAGAAAAUGGAGAGAGAAAGACAAGACAUCACAGAAAGUCCUGUCAGAACAUGAAGUAGAAAUCCAGCGGCUCCAGGAGACCAACAAGAGCAUGGCAGCUACAAUAGAGGAAUUGCUGGAGGGCAAACACACACUGGCAGAUGGUUUUUCAGCUGCGGCCACAUCUCAGGACAGCAGGAAAUCUCUUCUACAAAGGUUUAUGGGUUUAUUUUCAUCAAGGGAGGACCGCUUUGAAACCCCGGCAGAUCCAGCUGUAGGAUCCGUUGAUGACGAAAGUGGCCCUCUUCGACUCGAUGGACGAAUAACAACAGGAUCCAUUGAUGACGAAAGCGGUCCUCGUCGACUCUACGGACGAACAACAAUAGGAUCCAUUGAAGAAAGUCCCAGAUACGACGUGUUCAUCUCAUACAGCAGUAAAGAGUCACCUUGGGUAAGGGAUCUACAAAAUGAUCUUAAACAAAAUGGUUACAUCUUGUGUUUAUGUGAAUGUGACUUUGGGGAUGUAGCCAACGCAAUUCACCAAAGCCGCAAGGUAAUAUUGGUCAUAUCCGAAAAUUUUAUCAAGAGUGGUUUGUGCAGCUUUGUACUGAACCUUGUUCGGAAACGUAAACGUGACCUAAAACAAAAUUGUGUUGUCAUUAAAUAUGAUGACUGUGAGAUACCAAGAGAGUUAGCUGAGCUUACAUGUCUGGACUGGGCAAAACAAACAGGCAAGGGAACAUUUUGGGCGAAGCUGCAUGAAGCACUCGGACCAGCGCUAGCAUUAGUUGAGGAAAUUGAUUAAGUCAUGCUGCCCUCCAUCACGGUGAUUAGGACACAUCCAGUUAGGCCCCCUGACAACUUAAACAUAUGUCAGGUAUUCUAACACUAGGCUGGAAAAGGGUCCAUGACCUUAUCACAUCUCUCAAUGAAAACUAUAUCAAUGAUUCUGGAACGAUUUGAUCUGUAAUUUUCAACACAAAAACUGGACUUACCCAAAUUUUCAAAAUUACAGUUCAACUGCUUUCCAGAAUGACAUCUACAGGUGAUCUUCAAGUUAUAUCAAUGAUUAUAUACGUACAGCCCCUGCCUUCCUCUUAAUCAGGAAGUCUGAGUCACUAACUCUAUGGUAGCUAACCACUUUGCGAAGUCAGCCACUGCCGUUAACCUUUUAGUUAAGCUAGUACGUUAAUUUGGUCAACAAGUUAAACUGUUAGCCUGGGUACCAUCCGAUUUCAACCGGGGCUCCUUACACUUGCUAUAAGUCGCUACCCUAUUCUUAAUGGUAGCGAGUGUGACUGUAAGGAGCCCCAGUAGAAAUAGGAUGGUACCCAGGUUAGUGAGCUGUUUGAUUAAGCUAGUAAGUUAGUCUGGUAAACAUGUUAUCUCAUUAGCAUGUGUUCAUGAGUUCACAUCAGUUAUCAAUUGAAGUAACAUUAAU